AUGGCAACCGAACUCCCCACCACAAACGGCCACGGCGCCCAGGAUGGCGAGAACAACUUCGCGGUCAAGGCAGGACUUGCCCGCAUGCUGAAGGGUGGCGUCAUCAUGGACGUUGUCAACGCCGAGCAGGCACGCAUAGCAGAGGAGGCUGGUGCCUCGGCCGUCAUGGCUCUUGAGCGUGUUCCCGCCGAUAUUAGAGCUCAGGGCGGCGUUGCACGGAUGAGCGACCCCCAGAUGAUCAGGGAGAUUAUGGACACGGUCACCAUUCCUGUCAUGGCCAAGGCGAGAAUCGGUCACUUUGUCGAGUGCCAGAUCCUCGAAGCCCUCGGCGUAGACUACAUCGACGAGUCCGAAGUGCUCACCCCGGCCGACGCCGUGCACCACGUCAGCAAGCACGACUUCAAGAUCCCGUUUGUGUGCGGGUGCCGCGGGCUCGGCGAGGCGCUGCGCCGCAUCGCAGAAGGCGCAGCCAUGAUCCGCACAAAGGGCGAAGCAGGGACGGGCGACGUCAUCGAAGCCGUGCGCCACAUGCGCACCGUGACGGCCGAGAUCAAGCGCGCGCAGGCCAUGGACGAGAUGGAGCUGCGCGUCUACGCAAAGGAGCUGCAGGUCGACUACGCGCUGCUCAAGGAGACGGCGAAGCUGGGCAGGCUGCCCGUCGUCAACUUCGCCGCUGGUGGUGUCGCGACGCCGGCUGAUGCUGCGCUGAUGAUGCAGUUGGGCUGCGACGGUGUCUUUGUCGGAUCGGGCAUCUUCAAGUCGGGCGACGCGGCCAAGCGCGCCAAAGCUAUUGUGCAGGCCGUCACGCACUACAAGGAUCCCAAGGUGCUGAUGGAGGUCAGCAUGGACCUGGGCGAGGCCAUGGUCGGCAUCAACUGCGGCACCAUGGGCGAGGACGAGAAGCUGGCUAAGCGUGGCUGGUAA
Molecule: messenger RNA, 924 nt
Organism: Ascochyta rabiei
Lineage: Eukaryota; Fungi; Ascomycota; Dothideomycetes; Pleosporales; Didymellaceae
Product: Pyridoxal 5'-phosphate synthase (glutamine hydrolyzing)
Exons: 3
Coding region: 1-924 (307 amino acids)
Biological process (GO): pyridoxal 5'-phosphate biosynthetic process; amino acid metabolic process; pyridoxine biosynthetic process
Molecular function (GO): amine-lyase activity
Source: RefSeq, a predicted model, not a curated record